Molecule: messenger RNA, 603 nt
Organism: Symbiodinium sp. CCMP2592
Lineage: Eukaryota; Dinophyceae; Suessiales; Symbiodiniaceae
Source: the annotation of a GenBank genome assembly
AUGGCCCGGCACAGGCACGAAGACUUCGACGAUGAGGAUGAGGAAGACGACUUUCGCGAAGGUCUGACAUCGCAGGAUGCAUCGGAGCCUUCGGACACGGUCUGGAUUGCCAGCAUGGAGACAGUGUACCUCCCAGCCACUGCGCGCUCGAGUUGCGACGGCUCUGUCUACGACACAGAUGAAGAGUAUUAUGAUUCCGACGGAAGUCCAGGUCCGGUUGCCUACGCCCCGUCGACGCCGAGAGAGGCUCGGGAGGCCGAUGAGGUUGAGCCCGAAGAUGGCGAGCAGGCCGCCGUGGCUUUCUUGUCCUGGCUCCAACAGAGACCUGCAAUGAUGAGGCUGAGCGUGCCAGACAGGUCAGUGGGGACCGGCAUCGCCUGGGAUUUCCCACUGGCGAAGAGCGAGAAGCGAGAGUUGCUGUUGCAACACAUCGCAGCCGGAGAGAGGAUGGCGCAAGAGGACGCAUCGGAGGCAGCGCGCGAGGUCGAAAUAGCGCAGGCGCAGACGCGACGCACCCGCCAAUCCCUUGAGUCCUGCAAGACUGCCUUGGCGCGGCGACGAAAAAGCGUAAGCGUACGACGACGGAAGAGCUUGGGAGGCUGA